AUGAGGCCUGCAAUUCGAGAGGAAGAACAAGAGAUGAAGAUGGAGGAGGACGGUAAACCCCCAACGAAGUACAUGGACCCAAGUAUGUACAAAGCCGGCAAAGAAGGCAACUUCACUGCCCUCGAAAACUCGAUCCGGAAAUAUGGAGAAGACGAACCCCGGCUAGGCCUCCUCAAACUAGAGACCCGCAAGGGCAACAAUCUCGUCCACCUCGCAGCGGAGUCAGGCCACGAGGACUUCAUCAAGCAGGUCCUCCGCAAGUGCCCCCAGCUCGUGGCCAAACCCAACAACUCCUGCCGCGAGUGCGCCCAGCUCGUGGACAAGCCUAACAACUCCUGUCACGGCGCAGACACGCCGCUCCACGUCGCAGCGUGGACACGCCACUUCAAAGUCAUGGAGACCAUCCUCUCCGAGGCCAAGCUACGGGAGGGGAAGGCCACCACCGAGACGCCAUGCACACAGAAGAUGAAAGAGAUGGAGAAUGGGGGCACAGCCAGGAUCAAUACCAGCUUGCUGAGGAAAAAAAACGGGGCCGGCAACACGGCGCUGCACGAGGCGCUGAGGAACGGGGAUGAGAAGAUGGGGAUGUUACUGUGGAGAGAAGAUGAAGAGAUGGUGGGGAGCGUCAACAAGGUCGGCGAGAGCGCAUUGUACGUGGCGGCUGAGUUAGGGUUUGAGAAAGUGGUAAAGGAGAUGGUGAAUUUCUUGGAGAGCGGCAGGCAAUGUGAAGGUGUUCGGGAUCGCGCUUUGAGGGGCCCGGAAGGCCAAACCCCUUGCACGCUGCUGUUCUUGCUGGAAGUAGGAGUCCUUAAAAUGCUCAAAGAGAAAACAGGCGGGAAAAACCACAUUGAGGUGGGAGAUCCCGUGCUAUCCUCCAUAUUCCCUCUCUGUUGA
Molecule: messenger RNA, 894 nt
Organism: Eucalyptus grandis
Lineage: Eukaryota; Viridiplantae; Streptophyta; Magnoliopsida; Myrtales; Myrtaceae
Product: ankyrin repeat-containing protein At2g01680-like
Exons: 2
Coding region: 1-894 (297 amino acids)
Molecular function (GO): protein binding
Source: RefSeq, a predicted model, not a curated record